UAUAGUGAAACUAAAAGGCAAAGAGAGAGAAAACCAGAGAGGAAAGAAGAACGAAAACAAAGCUUUGAUUUUAGUUUUCUCUCUUUAUUUUGCCCCUUUCGAAACUUAGCAGGAGGGAGUCGGAAAUCCGGCACUCGUGAAUUUACCGUUUUACCCCUUUUCUUAAUCGGACGAUGACCGAGAGGCCGCCGCAUACGGCGUUCCAAUUGGUUUUCUGUAGGGUUUCAACUCCAGCACAGUUUUAUUUUUAAAAAAGAAGGGAAAAAAACUUUCUUUUUUGGUUUUUGUGUUUAAAUCUGGGAGAAUAUUUUGUGCCGUCCGAUUCGAUUUCGAUCAUGGUGAUGAAAGCAUGGAUGGUGGUGGAAAAAGGGAGGAGAAUCGUACGGACGGCAUUUUUCAUGGUGGCGAUGUUGGCGUCCCUUCUAGCAUCGUCUCUGCCGUUGCUGGUAGCGAUAGGCGACAUCAUGUUCCCUUUCCUUCUACUCUCGAGCUUCACGUGCGUCACGUGCUACGGUUUCAACGAACACUUUCGUCGUUACGCUUUCAAAAACUCUUUAAUCGAUAUCCCUCUCGUCUCCAUCCUCAGAUCCAUCAUCAUCACUUGUGUAUAUUCGAUGUGUGAUGCUCCAGCUUUGUCCCAUGGACCUUACUUAGGAACAGUUACUUUAUGUUCAUUCGUUUCGAUUCUUGUACUUUCCGUUAAAGCUUGUGUUUUUACGGUGAAUUCGCAAAUAGAGGCAGAGGCAUCGUCGGCUUAUUCGUUGGCAAGGCAAAGGCUUCAUUUGAAGAAAUCGUGGGGAAUGCCAGUUUUGUUUCUUUCGUCAGUAGUUUUCGCACUUGGUCACACUGUAGUUGCUUAUAGAUCAAGUUGUAGAGCAAGGAGAAAGCUUUUGUUUCAUCGAGUUGACCCUGAAGCUGUUCUUUCAUGCAAAAAUGUUUUCUCUGGCUUCCAAAAGGUUCCACGAUCUCCCACUCCCUCUGCAGGGAAAACUCCAAAAAGUGACACUGAAACAAGGCGAAAGGCUUUUGGGCAAUCUCAUGAUGAUGAGGAACUCCCUGUUAGAUUGCUUGCUGACAUUGAUAGCUUAUUCAUUACAUUGCAAGGGCUUACCAUUCAUUACAAGCUUUGCUUUCCUGGUUCACCCCCUAGGUCUUUGUCAUCUACUGCAUUUCUAGAACCUAAAUUUAGUUGCACACCACAAUUGGCUCCCGGAAAGCUAAAGCUCGAUAGGCAAGCACUAAGCGUGUUGUCGAAAACGCAAUAUCACCAUCUUCACAGGAGCUAUAGCAAUCAAUUUCACAGCUCUUCGCUUUAUGCUCCACUGUUGGAUGGUUCCCCAACCUCUCCUGUUCUUUCUGAAGAUAUUCCUGUUUUUUGCCUUGAUGAUCCAGUUGCACAGGUUGAGACAAGUUAUUUGAACUCUGGAACUCUAGAGCAAGAUAUAGAGGCAAAUGGCCAGUUUGGUAUUGUUUUAGUGCAUGGGUUUGGAGGGGGAGUCUUUUCUUGGAGACAUGUGAUGGGGGUUCUUGCUCGCCAGGUCGGUUGUUCAAUUGCUGCUUUUGAUCGGCCUGGUUGGGGAUUGACUUCUAGGCCAAGCCGGAAAGACUGGGAGGGAAAAGAGUUGCCCAAUCCUUACAAACUUGAAACUCAGGUUGACUUGCUUCUUUCCUUUUGCUCUGAGAUGGGGUUUUCUUCAGUGGUGCUCGUUGGACAUGAUGAUGGAGGCCUGCUGGCUUUGAAAGCUGCACAAAAAGUCCAAGCCUCAAUAAAUUCUUACAAUAUUUCAAUCAAAGCAGUUGUUUUGCUAAAUGUUAGCUUGUCAAGAGAAGUUGUUCCUGCCUUUGCAAGGAUACUCUUGCGCACUUCACUUGGGAAGAAGCACUUGGUUCGUCCGCUUCUGCGAACAGAAAUUACACAAGUGGUGAAUAGGCGUGCAUGGUAUGAUGCAACCAAGUUAACAACAGAGGUUUUGAGCCUCUAUAAGGCUCCACUAUGUGUAGAGGGUUGGGAUGAGGCACUUCAUGAGAUAGGCAGGUUGUCGUAUGAAACAAUCAUUUCACCACAAAAUGCGACGUCACUGCUAAAAGCUGUUGAAGAGAUGCCAGUAUUGGUUGUCGCUGGUGCUGAAGAUGCCCAUAUUUCUCUUAAAUCUUCCCAGGCCUUGGCUUCGAAACUCGUAAAUUCUAGACUGGUUGCAAUAUCUGGCUGUGGCCAUCUUCCACAUGAGGAAUGCCCCAAGGCAUUACUUGCAGCUAUUUCACCUUUCAUAAUCAGAUUGCUACACAAACCAGAAUUGCAAAGGCAGUAGGACACCUCGUUUCAACUUUACAUAAAUAGGAUUCUUAUCUAUUGUAGGUGCUUUCUAUCAUUAUCUCUCUUUCUUUUUUUUUUUCCUUUUUUUCAAGCAAUUUAUCCCGAAAUGAAGAGACAAAUUUGACCUCUUCUUUUGGGUAAUUUUGAUGUGUUCCGAGCCUUACCCUAACCCUAAUUAUCUGGGGUGUUUGUAGAGCUCUCACCUUUAGUUUUUUUCCUUGUGAUUUUUUAUGUUGAGGUUUAAAUUACUGAUGCUUGUUUCAACAGUUCCAGUUAUUUGCCACUUAAAAAGAGUGGCAAAAUGGCGUAUAUUUGUACAUUUAUGAAAAUUGGCAAUGGCAUUUCA
Durio zibethinus is the source of this 2660-nucleotide messenger RNA. RefSeq lists its product as uncharacterized. The record is from RefSeq and is a predicted model, not a curated record. NCBI's taxonomy places the organism in Eukaryota, Viridiplantae, Streptophyta, Magnoliopsida, Malvales, Malvaceae.